GUUUCAGGUGGCUGUUAUCAGAGAGGAAAUCAAACUUUAUCAGGUCGAUAUAUGGGAGGACACGGAAGUCGCGUAAUAAGAAUCUACUCGGAUGGAAUCAACAAUCAAGGUACCACAGCGGCAAGUGGGCCUACGGACCAACGAGGUAGGCCCCUUUGCUCGUUUUUGCCACAUGGGUCAUCCGUACCUUCCGAUGGUCCUCUGUUAUCUGGAAACAAUAUGCGGCUCCUUUCCUUCGACAAAUGUUCUGCUCGAAUGUGUGUCAAAAUCUUUUUUGUUGGCUGUGUGUGAAACACAGGGUUUUCCAAUGGGUAGCAAUGUUACCCGAAGCCACCUGGAACCGGAGUCAGCUGCCAACCUCAAAAGCCGCGUGGCUACACAGGAAUUGCGCUGUUGUUCAGAAUCUUCACUAAACGGUCGUAGAGU
Molecule: messenger RNA, 426 nt
Organism: Cylicocyclus nassatus
Lineage: Eukaryota; Metazoa; Nematoda; Chromadorea; Rhabditida; Strongylidae
Source: the annotation of a GenBank genome assembly